GGAGCCGAGCAGCCGUGAAUGGAGCCGAGAGGAGCAAAUACAAAGCAAUGUGGAACUCUCUAAGCAGAACGAGCACUGGCACUGGCAUAUGCGGUGAAGGUAACUACCGCUUCUGGAUACUAUGCGAUUUCAAGUCUCUCAAGCUUCAAUGCUUUUUCGUACCUAUAGUCUCUCCCGUGGGUUCUGUACACGGGAGGUUCGUCAUUUGCCCAAUGACGCUCUUUCAAGUGAGACAGAGAAAAGGUGUCGGGAAACCCUAAGUAAGAUACCUCUUCCCGCAGCAGCUUCUGCUGGUGUAUUAGUGACUUUGUGCAGCACUGAUGGAGUCCCGUCUUUCCUCUACACAUUACGUUCUCCAAACCUCAGGGGACGUCACAAGGGGGAUGUCAGCUUCCCAGGGGGUAAGAGUGAUGCGUCUGACAAAGACAUCAUACAUACAGCAUUGAGAGAGGCUCAGGAAGAACUGGGAGUGACUCUGAUGCCUGGUGUAGUAUGGGGAGCCAUGAAACCAAUUACUGACAGAACAGGGAUGGUAAUAGUUCCCGUUCUUGCAAAUCUUGGACCAUUGGAGACACUGGCGCUUAAUCCUAAUCCUGAGGAGGUGGAGUGCCUCCUCACACUUCCCUUCUCUCAUGCUUGCACAGACUCAUCCCGCGGAUAUACAUGCUUCCGUCAGCGUGGCAGAUAUGCCUAUACACUGCCAGUCUUUCGACUUCCAGGAUACAAGGUUUGGGGACUCACAGCCAUGAUGACUGACUCUGCACUUUCAUUAUUGCUCCCAAACUUGUACAGCAGCAUUGCACACAGCUCUCGGACACAUUGACUUGAACAGUCCAGCACAGCUUUGUGGUCUGGCUGACAAUGAUCUUAUAAAUCUGUUUGUUUUAAAACAAAGCACAUUGUACAAAUAGAGAGAUUUUAAUAAAAACACAAUCACUGAUAUGACCAUUUACAUUAAAGAAAACGUAAACAUGUAAUAAACCAUAAAGUUUGAGUUUAUUAUCAUACUGAGAAUGUCAUGACAAUGCUGAAUAAAGAUUAGCUUGGAUAAAUAGAACACGUUAGGCAGAACAGUAUCCCUAAUAUACUCUCUCAACUCUUUAACUGCUGUCUCUUUGAUGCUUCAAACUGUGUCAUACGCUCUUCCAACUCUGGACGAAAAUGCCGGAUCAAACCCUGCCAGGAACACAAAAAAAUAAGUUAUUAAAUACCUUUAAAAUGCUGAA
This is a messenger RNA of Bombina bombina (fire-bellied toad), 1226 nucleotides long. It is a transcript of the gene NUDT8, whose product is annotated as nudix hydrolase 8. NCBI's taxonomy places the organism in Eukaryota, Metazoa, Chordata, Amphibia, Anura, Bombinatoridae. The transcript has 5 exons. Bases 122 to 823 code for a protein of 233 amino acids. Gene Ontology annotation, molecular function: coenzyme A diphosphatase activity. The record is from RefSeq and is a predicted model, not a curated record.